GGCAGCAGUGUGUUCGGGGAAGAGAAAGAAAACUUUAAAGGGAAGAAGAAAGACCGCCGGAUGAUCAUCACGGGUGGUUUGAUUUGCAUGGGCCGGCCCACAGGGAGUCCUUUUGGGGAAGGGGUCACAGUAUCUACCGUACAUCUGCUUAUGAACAGAGGCCAAGUUCACUCUUGUUCACAAACCAUGUGACUGUCGGUUUUAACAGGCUUGAUCUCUCACCUCAGAGCAGCGGCAGCAGCAGCAGCAGCAGAAACAGCAGAUCUGUUCCUGGACCAACCUUUACACCUUAGCUUAUAUCUGAUCUCUGUGUUAUUUACACGCCUGAGAGCGUUUUCUGGACGUUUCGCGUAAAAACUUCUCAAGACAUGUUUUGGUUCAUGCAAGGACUAUGCUUCUUACCAGUGUUUUUGGUCAUCUGGUCCUCCAGCACUUUCAUUAUUUCCUACCUCAUUGCGCUUUUCAGAAAAGAUGUCGAUAUAAUCUUUCCCUACAUAAGUGAUACAGGUGCAAACCCUCCAGAGAGCUGCAUUUUCGGCCUGAUGACAUUCAUUUCUGCAUAUGCAGGAACAGCCACCAUCUAUGCCAGGUACAAGUAUGUGGAGAAGCUGAGUGAGGACACAGGAGCUGUGAGUCCAUAUCUGAAUAAAGCUUCUCUUGUAUUGGGAUUAUUGUCCUGUUUGGGCAUGUGCAUUGUGGCUACUUUCCAGGAAACACAAAUGGAAACAACAAUGGAAAAGGUUCAUCUUACAGGAGCUCUGCUGUUCUUCAUCACUGGUGUCACAUACAUCGUCCUCCAGUCUGUUAUAUCUUAUCAUGCCUAUCCAUACGGGUCGUCCCUGGGUAUAUGUCGUGCACGUGUGGGUAUCGCCACCAUUGCUGCUGUGGCGUUUUUCCCCACUGUGAUCUGUUCAUUUUUUGUGACACAAGGCAAAAUGCAUAGAGACAUAGAAGACAAGGACUAUCCCUUCCAUGUAGCCAGUGCCGUAUGUGAGUGGAUCGUUGCCUUCAGCUUUGUCUGCUUCUUCCUCACAUACAUCGACGAUUUCAAACUGUUUACUUUACGAGUGAAAACGGAGUGUGAGGCGUUGUCCUGAUCAGUCUGCAACUUGCCAGCAAAACUUGGUACAAAAAUCAAUAUUUUCAGGUUUAAAAAUGUGCCAUGUUUGUUUUUGGGGAAACUUUUGCACUAUUAUACUGCACAGCUUUUCUAAGAUUAUGUGUUUUGUAUUACCUGACUGAAUUUUUUUAAUAGAAUAGGUACCUUUUAUGUUAUUUAUACAUUUUGUACAACUGGCUGUCUGUCAGGUGGGUUAUUAUGGAAAAAGACAACUGACCACAGCCUGUAUCUUUAUACUUUUUUAUACAAUCAUAAACCAUUUUAUAAGUCCACAUAUUGCUGCCUGUGUUCAGUCAAAUGUCAUUUUGCACUUUGCCCCUGGUUGUUGACACAUCAGCGUGACACGUUGUGUUAGACCUGUGACCACCAAUAAGAGAAGUUUAUCACACAGUUGACACAUGAUUGCUGUGGUUAAAAAAGAAAACCACCCAACUACUGAUGACUUUGUCUGUGGUUACAUAUCAGUCUGAUCCGUACGGAUGUUUUCUGAGAAGUCAAACUGAUACUAUGUGAAGGUGCUAAUUAAUGAAAACCGGAAAUGUCUUAAAUGUUAAUUCAGAUGGGAUCAUUGUUCAAAUGCUACCAGUUUCUUACCAGAGGUAUUAUUUUUUUUUAGCAUUUUCCAACUGUGCCCUCUUUGGAGUAUUAUGUGACAACAUAUUAGGGAGAAAAACAUCUUAAACACUCCAGUCAAGUGUUCUGGUUCUGAAUACUGAUCCCAGUACAGUCUCUUGGUUCUACAGUGCAGCUAAUACAAUCUGUUUACAACCUUUAGACAUCUUUUUCAAUGGGAAUAUGGCCAUUUAGUUGAACAAAUUAGGCUAUGAAGGUUUGCUCAGUAAAACUGCCAAAUUUAAUAUUUUUAUUUAAUAAAAUAAACAGGGCUGUUUAGAGUAAAGCAGUUUUUUAUGUAUUUUUUCAGGCAGAUAAAUUAAGCCUUUUCUCUGAGCCUUAGAGCAAUGGCUCCCAACUUUUUUCAACUUGUAACUCCUUUAAGUCCAACUGAAAUCCCGUUUAAUCAUCCCUCUUUGGAGUCAGAAAUAAUUUCAACAUGUGUUUUUCAAAUGUAUUAUUAAUAUUUUUGUACUAUUAUACGAAGAAAGGAAGUGUCUGAUGCUUGUUUGAUUGACAUUAGCUGGCAGGCUACCAGUGCUACACCAUACAGAACGGAGAUAAAGUAAACAAACUGCUGUAGCUACAAGUCAUGUACAGACAGUGUGUCGCUCACAGGCAUUAUGAAGAACAAUGACCAAACCAGCAUUUAAAGGGUCUGAAGUGACAUUUUCAUGUAUGUUUACAGAUGAGCUGCAGCUGAGCAGCUUAUUAGCUACUUAGCCUGCUAACUGAAGUUAGCGGUGCACUUUUCCCCGGUGAAUGUUUACUUGGUGGCUCGUUCAACAAGCUGAGGUGCAGGACAAGAUCUGUA
Thunnus maccoyii (southern bluefin tuna) is the source of this 2546-nucleotide messenger RNA. It is a transcript of the gene dram1, whose product is annotated as DNA-damage regulated autophagy modulator 1. The coding region runs from base 369 to 1097 and encodes 242 amino acids. Lineage: Eukaryota; Metazoa; Chordata; Actinopteri; Scombriformes; Scombridae. The transcript is spliced from 7 exons. Gene Ontology annotation, biological process: regulation of autophagy. Gene Ontology annotation, cellular component: lysosome. The record is from RefSeq and is a predicted model, not a curated record.